CUUUUAUCAGUAUGCGCCGUGCAGGUUGCGCACAUCCCGUAGCGGUUUCGAUAAUGGCGUCUGUCUCCGAGAUGCGCUCGGCUUUGGAAAAAUGAAGCGUAGAAGAGUCUAUUUUCAGUGAUUCACGCGGGGUUUCCAUUUCGCGGACUUUGCCUCUCUAUCCGCGCGGCAGGUUCAGGUUCCGAUCUCAGUCGUGACGCCCAGCCCGAGAUGAUGAAGCUCAAGUCGAACCAAACGCGCACCUAUGAUGGAGACGGGUACAAGAAGCGGGCCGCCUGCCUGUGCUUCAGGAACGAGACCGAGCAGGAGGUGUUAUUGGUGAGCAGCAGCAGACAUCCAGACAAAUGGAUCGUUCCUGGAGGAGGAAUGGAGCCUGAGGAAGAGCCCAGCGUAGCUGCUGCCAGAGAAGUCUGUGAAGAGGCUGGUGUCAAGGGCACUUUAGGAAGACUAGUAGGAAUAUUUGAGAAUCGGGAUAGGAAACACAGAACGUAUGUCUACGUUCUCAUUGUAACCGAAGUUCUGGAAGAUUGGGAGGAUUCAGUAAACAUUGAUGAACGAAGGUCUACAGGUGUGGAACAGCAUGAAGGGAGAAAACGGGAAUGGUUCAAAAUUGACGAUGCCAUAGAAGUAUUGCAGUGUCACAAACCAGUACAGGCCACUUACUUCACGGCUCUACAGGAAGGCUGUCUGAACAGUAACGGGACGCCCCUGGUGGCAACGAUAGGCGAAGACAUGUCGCCCACCUACAGCAUUAAUCAGAGCUCCGUCUCUGAUGUCAGAUAACUAAUACAAAACACAGACACUCCGGAUGCUUCCACCACUCUUGCUCUUACUUUCAUUAUUCUGUUCUUAUUUGCAUUCUUUUUCUUUAAAAAAAGACACAAAAACAACGGUUUGCCAAGGCUUUUUGAAGGUGGCAAAGGCGUCGAGUGUUGGUCGAAUAUUCGAAACGAUGUUUUGUAAAUGUAAUACUUUUGCUUUUCCCUGUUUAAUUCUCCUUUCAUGCGGACUGUUGCAUGAAACCCAUGACCCACGUCCUUUUAGCGGCCCAAGUGUGCGAUUAAACGAAUGCAAGAACUACUUUUUACUGUUGUGAUGUAAAAAUAUACACAUGGUGCGUCAGCAUGUGGCUUUCAGUAUUUUUACACUUUGGAUUUCCUCUGCGUGUGUAUGUGCGAACGAGUGUUUCAUUGCUUCUAUUUCCGUGGUUGUGAGGGGAGCGUUUAGUCGUGUGAAUGGUGGAACUGUGAGAACUUGAUAGUUUUGCAUGAACACUGGUAUUUAUUUGUCUAAUGAGUUUGUGUGAUGAGAUGAAUGUUUAACCUGUACUUCGUGUUAAAUUGUUGCUCUUAACUUAACCAUUUUUUGUCUUGCCAUCUUGUAAAUAACUUAUGGGCCUCCAAAAAACACAUUUAAUUUAUUCUAGUACCUGAUUAGACUGGAGCGUAAUUCUACAAACGCACACUUUUUAAUUCAGAACAUUUUUUCCAAUCGGCUGAUGUUUGAAGGACUUUUCAAUCUAAUAUUGUAAAAUCUACAAUGGAUCCUGUGUGUCAUUUUGUGCCACUAGCAGCACCAAUUAAUUGCAACUGAAUUGUUUGGACAUUAUUUUUGCAGUUCUGUUUGGUGAUGCAGAAAUGAAACACUUCCCCUUUAAGCAAACUGUGAUAUAAUGGCGGUAUGAUUUUGUGCUGUUAUGGUUAUCUGUAGCACUUUUUGAAGUCAGCACGUCAACAAAAUGGACUCGAUUUACAUUUUAAUACACUUGCCUGGUUUCAUCAGUGCACCAUAUUGUGCCGGCACAAUUUGACUGCAAACGCAUACUUUUCAUGAUCCAGUCGCUUCCAGAUUUAUUUUAUUCCUCACCAUAUGGAAGUAAAAUGGGUUGUGCAUACAAUGUUGACUUCAAGAAGUGCCACAGUAGAUUGAAUGGCCAAUGAAAUUGAGUAGCUUGGAAAUCCACACAAGAAGAUACACUUCAAUUUUCAAUGCAAUCUGUUUGAAAAAACUAUCGUAACGUUACCUGGCAAUUUCCAAAAGCUUAACCGCGUGAAAUCAAAAUGGAUUCUUUUUACUUUUUUAAUGUGCUUAAUGUAUUAUUGAGCAUGACUAAUUUCAGUUCAUGUUAUUCCAUGUGGAAAAAGAUGCCAUCAAGAAUGAGCAAUUGAUCUUCGGAAGAAAUUAAGCCAUUUAUCUUUUCUUAUGGAAUAUACUGUUCCGCUCCGAAAUGCAUCACAUUAAGGAAGUAAAACGCUUUUAUGUAGCAGAUGUUUACAUUUUGUUAAUACCGUAACGGCUCUCAAAUGACACCUAAAGAGCUGUUUGAAUGAAGAUGAUUACAUAGUUAAUAUUUUUAGUUUAAUGCACUGUGCGUACAUACAAAACUAGCUCUAGUGCGCACUAGCAGCGUACAUACAGGACACGUUUCGCAUCAUGUUUUUGAGGACACUUUUGACAGAUCUUCAGUAGACCCCUGAAAUUGGUUCAUUUUCCAUUAGUAGAUUUGGCCAUUAAUAUUAUUGUGACAAUUGUUUUCUGGCCUUAAUCUUGGAUAUUGAGAUAUUUUUGGUUGUUUAAACCUCUUUUAGAAGUGACCACAUCUUCAUCUACAACUCUUUAGAUGCUUAACAUUGCAAGAUUUUGAUCAACAUGCACAGAUUGUUUUAGUGUAUAAAAACGUUUAAACAUCCCUUUUUUUGAAAUGCCGCUCUGUAAAGUGCUUGGAAAGCAGCGGUUGGUAAAAUACUGUGAAUCUUGAGCCACUGUAGUUAGAAAGAUGUUUUGGUGUCUUUUCAUUGCUCUUGUACAGAUAAAAGGCAAAACGUCAAAUUCGAGUGCUCGUGAUUGCGACGUAUAGAUAUGGUACACGUUAGGCUGGGAGUUUGAUUUCCUCGAGACUGAACUGCAUCGUUUCGCUCCUCUAGGAGUUUUAAGUGCAUUUAUGAUGCAAGGUCCUUAUUAAGUACAUUUCUGAUUCAAGAUUUCAUCUUUGCGUUGUUAGUCUGACUGCAAAGUGAGUAAUGAACAUACGUUUCUCAGUGAUUUACGUUUACAUGCCUUUGAUUGAUCGAUAUCUAUCAACACUAAUGUCAUAGAUUUUGCAGCUGAUUGCAAGUCUUUCUCUUUCACUUUUAGUGUAGCAUGUAUUACUUAAUCUGGACUGUUUUUUGAUUGAUAUGUGAUGACGGCCAUAAUAAUGUACCCCUCAAUGGCACAACAGCAUAUAAAAGAACAACUUCUGCAUUGAGCGGAAGUGGUCCGAACCACCUUUAACCAACAUCAGUGCUGUAAAUGACCUUCUCUGAGCACGCUCAUACUACAAAACAAGGAUGUGAGAUCUUAACUGCUGCAUUUGAAGUACAAAACCAUGUGAAAUACUCAUAUCCUUUGACAAAAAUCUCACGGAAAGCACCUUAAAUUUGCCCUGCUUGUGACUCUGAAUGUAAACUUUAGUAGAUUGCAUUUUAUUUGGCCACAUGAAUAAAAGAGUUCGCCCUGGUAUACGUGAUGUAAUUGGUUCAAAUGGGAUGUUGUAAUUAUGACUGAAAUCUCCCAACGCUUCAAAACAAAAGCUGUGACCGUUUUUAGUUCCACAGCUGUACGCUUCACUGGAAUAUUUUGCUUUUUCAUUUUGGGAUUGUGAAAUCAACCAGUAUGAGAAUGUAAUAUAAAUGUGCCAACUAAUAAACACCAGUAUUUCACCUCAA
Molecule: messenger RNA, 3707 nt
Organism: Megalobrama amblycephala (Wuchang bream)
Lineage: Eukaryota; Metazoa; Chordata; Actinopteri; Cypriniformes; Xenocyprididae
Gene: nudt3b
Product: nudix (nucleoside diphosphate linked moiety X)-type motif 3b
Exons: 6
Coding region: 211-783 (190 amino acids)
Biological process (GO): diphosphoinositol polyphosphate metabolic process; adenosine 5'-(hexahydrogen pentaphosphate) catabolic process; diadenosine hexaphosphate catabolic process
Cellular component (GO): cytoplasm; nucleus
Molecular function (GO): bis(5'-adenosyl)-hexaphosphatase activity; endopolyphosphatase activity; bis(5'-adenosyl)-pentaphosphatase activity
Source: RefSeq, a predicted model, not a curated record